CGCUGGGCGCUCGCUCGCCCUGCUGCGCUGCACCCGGGCGCCCGGCUCUGGCUGUGCGUGGCCUCUGCCCCCGCCACCCGCCCCAGCACAACGGUGUGCGGUGAAGUCGCUCGCCACCGGGACCCCAGUCAGGGAGGGCCUGGCCACCGCUCAGACAGACUCCUUUGACUGUAGUCACCCCGGGAUUCCUCGGUUGCCCGGGUGUGGCUACCAGAAGCAUGGCCACCAGCGCUGUACCCAGUGACAACCUCCCCACGUAUAAACUAGUAGUGGUGGGAGAUGGAGGUGUGGGCAAGAGCGCCCUCACCAUCCAGUUUUUCCAGAAGAUCUUUGUGCCUGACUACGACCCCACCAUUGAAGACUCGUACCUGAAGCAUACGGAGAUUGACAAUCAGUGGGCCAUUUUGGAUGUUCUAGACACAGCAGGGCAGGAGGAGUUCAGUGCCAUGCGGGAACAGUACAUGCGCACUGGGGAUGGCUUCCUCAUCGUGUACUCAGUCACUGACAAGGCCAGCUUCGAGCACGUGGACCGCUUCCACCAGCUUAUUCUGCGUGUCAAGGACAGGGAGUCGUUCCCAAUGAUCCUAGUGGCCAACAAGGUGGAUUUAAUGCACCUGAGGAAAAUCACCAGGGAGCAAGGAAAAGAAAUGGCGACCAAACACAAUAUCCCGUAUAUAGAAACCAGUGCCAAGGACCCGCCUCUCAAUGUGGACAAAGCCUUCCAUGACCUCGUUAGAGUAAUUAGGCAACAGAUUCCAGAGAAAAGUCAGAAGAAGAAAAAGAAAACGAAAUGGCGAGGAGACCGGGCCACUGGCACUCACAAACUUCAGUGUGUGAUCUUGUGACAGCCUGAAACCCUGGGCAUAGCAACCAUGAACUGCUAGCCCCCGGGACCAGCCCACUGCCUAACUGCACUGAGAACCGUUUCUUACCACAGCCCUUGGCUCCGGACUGGGCACAGGAAGGGGGCCUGGCAGGAUGGGUAGGAGCAGACAGGGUCUGGCUUUGCCACCUCUCCCAGGAGACAAGCAACAGCUUCCAAGCCCUCCGUGUGUUGAUCGAGCCCAGUACCCAGUCUCUUGGUGGAUGUGCUGUUCCUUUUAAGUACAUAGGGCUGAUUUGCUGUGGAAGUGUUUAUCCACACCCAAUAUACUAGACAAGCCAUGAACAAGCUUCCUCCCCAACCCCGUCCCCAGUGUCUGAGCUCUGAUGUCUUUUGUAGAUUUUUAAAUUAUUUGAGUAAUGAUUAUUUUAUUAAAGAGGUCUGUGCCCACUGCCUGGCGAAGCCCCAGGUCUUCAGCGGACCUCUAGGAUAGUGUCUGGAACAGCGCUCUUGUCUUUCUAACUGAGAGUUCCUAGCAGUGCCAAACUCCAUCCAGAAUGACUGAGAUGGCAGAAGUUAGCAGAGGCCUUGGCAGAAGCCUGGGGUGGAGUCAAACCCAGGAAGCAAACCCCAGAGACCGGAGAGAGGGCAAUGAAUUUAUCUGGAGGAUGUCAGUAUAGUUGAAAAUGCAGAGAUUAGAAAAAUCCCCUCCCUGCUACCCGCCCCACCCCCACAGCCAUUGAAGUGAGAGCUAACUGGGACCAUCUCACCCCUAGAGAUGACCAUUUCCUUAUCCUGAAAGUGGGUGAGGUCGUUUGCUUUUCAGGCAAUGGGUAAAUGCUGUGUUUAGAUGUGGACAGGGCCCUGAGCUUCUCAGAUGUGUCCCUUCCUGCUUGCUCACUCCUGUGUGUUGCUGUGCCCCUGACACAACCACAGGGGCAUGUCCAAGGAGGUGACUGUGACACCAUCCAGAAAGCUGUUGUUCUGUGAUCGCUCUUAGCUGAAAGCACUCAACACUAUUACCCCUGAAGCAUCAGGACCUGAAGCCAUCGCUAUCCGAGUCAGCUGACCACCACCUUUCUAAGCCCAGCCAAUGAGCACACCCCUUCUGGCAUCAGCUGACCACCACCUUUCUAAGCCCAGCCAAUGAGCACACCCCUUCUGGCAUCAGCAGUGCAGCUGCCUCUUGGCGCAUACUUCCACUGCCUUAGAUCUUCUGUCUCCUGUCUUAGAUCAGAGGGGAAAGGAAAGUUGAGCUGGUAACACAGUCCCUACACUGCUUCAGUGGGGACACUGCUCCCCCACCAGGGUGCAUCCUUCCCUCUCUGCUUCUGUUGGUGGGGUAAAGAUUGAGUUUUUCCAGGUGGCAUCUGGGUUAGGGGGACAGGAGGGACAAGAUGCACUCUGUGGGAGGGUCACAAGAGAAGGCAGUGCAGCCAGUAAGCAACAUGGAAGGUCCCCACCAGGUGGCUGGGCCACUCUGGAGAAAGAAACUCAUGGAAAGAAACCCAAGGCAAGUGAGCACCAAGCGGAUGUCCAGCCUCACGGUUCUUUUCAACCCAGAAAGUCCUAACUUGUUGACACGCAGGACCAUCGUCACCGAAGGCCCCAUCCAAGGGACAGUUCUGCUACAGAAGGAAGUGAUUGCUAGCUAAAGAUCCAACUUCUAACCUGUCAAAGUGCCACCCUCCGCCCCACAUUUUUCUGUUCCUAAAAAGGAUACCAAAGAACAUUCCAGUUGAGGUAUCUCACCAUUUCCCAGAUCCUGUAAUACUUAGGAAUUUUUCAACACUAAGAGGACCGGGCUUUCUCUGGCCUUAGGCUCCCCGAGUCGCACCCACUGCAGUUGCCACCCGGAGAGGUGCAGGCUGCUCCCCAUGGAAUACGGAGAUGGAAGACCCUGCACUCGGGGCAGCAGCCACUACCAGAGAGCCCAUCUCCUGCCCACAGCACCCCUGCAUCUGGAGCCACACUCCACCGUGCUGAAUAGGGGCUAUCACUGGAAGCAGAGCAGUUGCCCUGAGUCACACAGGUGACUAGAAGGAGGCUCCCAGUACUCCUGCCCCUCUCGGAAGAGAGUGCAUCCAGGCCCAUCAUCCGGGACAUCCAUCCUCAACUGCCCACAUGCUAAGCUAACAUCUGGCCUUCUGCAGUCUCUGACUCAGGGCCGAUGGUAAACGUUCAUUUCCCAGAAUCCCAUGUUUCCCGUAAGUGAGAUAGGUAACACUCCAGAAUUAGAAAGGAGCCCUCAGAGUCUCCAGAGAGCCCAAGUCAAGUAUGCUCAGCACACCUCUAUCACCAACCAACAGAAAGCCUGGAAACCUGGUUGACCAUGACACCGUGCGACCUUUGAAUCUACAGCCGAGUUCUCAUUCUGAGGUUCCCUCUAGUUUUUCAGAAACCUGUUCCUAUCACAUCCCCUGAAGUUCACCCUCUCAGGAAUCCCCUCACCCCUGCGCCUCUUUGGUGUGCUCCCAUUUUCUCCCAUUACUCUGACGCCUCCUUAUGGGCUCUUUCCCCCUGGUCAUUCCUCCUCCCCCAGAAGGGGGCUAUGCCAUGGCUACUUUCUUCCCAAGCACUUUGCCACACAGGGGACAUCAGGAUGUUUGCCUUAGGAGUUUCCAGCCUCCCCAUGGCUCUUGCUGAGGAGAGUACCUGAUGGAAUUAGUGUACCUGUCUUGCCUGCCAGGAGAUGUGACCCACUAACCCAUGUCAACUCUAACCCCAGAGCCCCUCAGACCCUGCUACCCCAAGUCCAGAGCCACAGAGGGGUCCCUUCCUUUAGCAUCCCACCUGGUUGGAGACUCUACAUUGGCUGGGGUUUACCUAGAAUGCCAGAUACUUGAAACACUGAGCCCUUUGAGUGACAGUAUUAGCAGGUGGCCAUUGUCGUGAAGCGAGAGUGAUCCCUGGACGUCUUGACGAUGCUUGAGCCUUUUGUGUAACUUUCUAUCAAGUCUUUGUGUAUCUCUACUUAUUAAUAAAGAAACAAAGA
Molecule: messenger RNA, 3818 nt
Organism: Microtus ochrogaster (prairie vole)
Lineage: Eukaryota; Metazoa; Chordata; Mammalia; Rodentia; Cricetidae
Gene: Mras
Product: muscle RAS oncogene homolog
Biological process (GO): signal transduction
Cellular component (GO): membrane
Molecular function (GO): GTPase activity; GTP binding
Source: RefSeq, a predicted model, not a curated record